CAGAUUUGUGUGGGAGAUAGCAGCUCCUUUCCAGGCGUGGCCCACGGCUCCACUGUGACCCAGUCACAUCUAGAGGUAGAUAGGAGCCAUCUCCUAUUCGAACCAAGUUGUGCAUCAUAUGUGGCGAGGGGAGUCAAACUCCAUCGUCAUCGAUGCUAGCAUCAUGUCCUCAUCUCUCCAGUAGGAUACGGUGGUUUCUUCUCCAGAAAAUCCCAGUAUUUUUCCCCAUGUUGUUGAGUGAAACAAACCGGUCAAUGGGCCCCGAAUAUGGCGACUUCCCCCCGCGCCCAGUGGGGACGCCUUUGAGAGGCAAGACCCAAUAAGGUUCGGCGGGUAGGUUAAGCUCUGGGGCUUGCGAUGCUUGCCAUGAUUCCGUGUUUUCUCGGACCGCGCUGGGUCAAUCGCCCUGAUCGACAAUGACGGGGAGCCUCCACGGUGAGUGGCCGAAAUCGCCGGUUCGGCGCUGAGGGCCAGUCAUGAUCCCGGUAUGUUAUCGCCUCCACCGGGCCUCCCUGGACCAUUGCGGGACACUUUCCUGCAACUUGGCUGGCUUUCUUUCGAUAUGCUGUGACCCAUUACCCCAAAUCCAUUACCUAACAGCCGCAUGAUUGCUGCACUCCCCGCGUCGUGGCUGUUCGGGGGGACCGUGGAGAUGGAAAGAGACUCGGAAAGAGACUCGGGCGGGAGGUGAGAUUCGAAUUGGCUGGUCGUCAUACCGAACUCGGCUUAUUUGUUUCCACGUCCGUCCUCUCCUUUGUGAAGGUCUCGGAUCGUUCUUUUUCCUUCUCAACUUGCACUGCACACAUCUUUGCAGAGCAAACAUCUGUCGUUAUGGACGAAAAAUACAUCGAUGAUGAUGCCCAGUUGGCCCAAAUGGGCCACAAGGCUGAGCUGAAGCGGCAUUUCUCACUGCUGUCGAUGCUGGGUCUCGCUUUUGCCAUUCUCAACUCAUGGACUGCGUUGUCCGCUAGUCUAUCCCUCAGUCUGCCCUCCGGAGGCAGCGUGAGCGUUGUUUGGGGUCUGGUGACUGCCGGUAUCUGCAAUCUGUGCAUGGCAGCCUCUCUUUCCGAGUUCCUUUCUGCCUAUCCAACUGCUGGAGGUCAAUACCAUUGGGUUGCUGUCAUUUCUUGGGAGCGAUGGAUGCCAAUUCUGUCCUGGAUCACGGGCUGGGUCAACUGCUCUGGCUGGGUGGCUCUGGUGGCUACCGGUGGAUUGCUUGGGUCUCAAUUGGUUCUGGGCGUGAUCUCCCUGAUGAACCCGGAGUACGAGGCCCAGCGCUGGCACCAGUUCUUGAUCUACAUUGCCUACAACCUCGUCGGAUUUGCGAUCAACAGUCUCAUGAACAGAAUCCUCCCCCACUUCAAUAAGGCCGCCUUCAUCUGGUCGCUUACUGGAUUCACCGUUAUUUGUAUUACGGUUCUCGCGUGUGCCGCACCGAACUAUAACUCUGGAGACUUCGUCUUCCGCGAGUUUCUCAAUGAGACUGGAUGGCCCGAUGGCAUUGCCUGGCUGCUUGGACUGCUGCAAGGUGGUCUCGGUGUGACUGGAUUCGAUGGUGUGGCUCACAUGAUUGAGGAAAUCCCCAACCCCUCAGUGGAGGGUCCCAAGAUCAUGAUUGCUUGUGUUGGUAUCGGUACCGUCACUGGAACCAUUUUCCUCGUCGUUCUGCUGUUCGUCGCUGGUAACAUUGACGAUAUCAUCUCGUCUUCGGCCGGUCCUCUCCUGGCUAUCCUGAAGAACGCCACCCAGAACAACGCUGGCGCUAUUUGCUUGUUGAUCUUCCCUCUCGUCUGCAUGCUGUUUGCGACAACUGCCAUCAUGACGACUAGUAGUCGAAUGUGCUACGCUUUUGCCCGCGACGGUGGUCUCCCGUUCUCGCGCUUCUUCUCCAAGGUCCACCCCAAGUUGAAGGUGCCUCUGAACUCGCUCAUCCUCAACUUGGUGCUUGUCAUCGUUUUCGGCCUUAUUUUCCUGGGCUCCAGCAGUGCUUUCAAUGCCAUCGUCGCUUCAUCCGUUGUCUUGCUUGACCUUGCCUAUGGUAUUCCCAUUGCCAUCAACUGCCUGCGUGGGCGCAACACCCUUCCCGAGCGGGCCUUUGUCCUCCCCAACUGGUUUGGCUGGAUUCUGAAUAUUAUCUCUUUGGUGUACGUCACCUUGACGACCAUCCUUUUCCUCUUCCCUCCCGAGCUUCCUGCUACAGGCAGCAACAUGAACUACUGUGUCGCUGCCUUUGGUAUUGUCUUCGUCAUUUCCACCAUUACUUGGAUCGUCGAUGGUCGCAAGAACUAUGUCGGGCCCCGAAUCGAGGUGGAAGUGCUUUCUGGUGAACAUGGGGACCAGCCACCGAUUCCCGUGGUUGAACAAAAGGCUUAGAUAUCCCAAGUAAUUUCUAUAGCAAUAAUCUUAGCGAAUGAGAUAUUUACCUGCUGGCUGUCAUCUAGCAUUG
Molecule: messenger RNA, 2446 nt
Organism: Penicillium brasilianum
Lineage: Eukaryota; Fungi; Ascomycota; Eurotiomycetes; Eurotiales; Aspergillaceae
Source: the annotation of a GenBank genome assembly